AGCUGUUUGAUGUUCGACCUGAGCUUGUAAAAAGGGUUUCCAUAACAGUCCUGAAGCGGCUCCUUGAUGACCUUCAAAAAGAUUGUGUUUUUAAUACUUCGGAGGUAGCUGGAAUAUUAGAAGGGAACGCAACCACAGAAGAUAAGGCCCGCUGCACUAUAGAUGAUGUGAUGAAGAAAGGACAGGAGGCCAGCAGAAAGAUGAUCCAACGUCUUCAGCUCAUAGAUUCUGCUCUGUCAUAUCAACUGGGUUUGUCUUCUAAUUCUUCUUCUUCUGUUCCGUCAGAGGUUGUUGGUCAAUGUCAACGUGACCUUAAAGCGUCUCUGAAGAAAGAGUUUGAAUGUGUCUCUGAAGGCGUUGCUAAAGCUGGAAAGGAAACCUUUCUGGAUGACAUCUACACAGAGCUCUACAUCACAGAGGGAAAGACUACAGAGGUCAACGAUGAACAUGAGGUCAGAAGGAUUGAAGCAGCAUCCUGGAAACAAAACAGACCAGCAGAAACAAUCAGAUCAGAAGACAUCUUCAAAUCAACAGAAGGAAAGAGUCAGAUCAGAACCGUGAUGACGAUGGGCGUGGCUGGCAUUGGGAAAACAUUCUUAACACAGAAGUUCACUCUGGACUGGGCUGAAGGCAGAACCAACCAGAACAUCCAGUUCAUAUUUCCAUUCACCUUCAGACAGCUGAAUGUUCUGAAAAAAGAGUUCAGCUUGGUGGGACUGAUUCAUAAACACUUUAAGCCAAUCAGAGACAAAAGGAUCCACAGCUUUGAAAACUUCCAGGUUCUGUUCAUCUUAGAUGGUCUGGAUGAGAGUCGACUUUCUUUCCACCUCAAUCAGAUCCUGACUGACGUUAGAGAAAGCAUCAACAUCUUCCACUGUCGUCUGGAGAUGCAGGACCUCUCAGUUUAUCAGGAGAUCCAACAGUUCCUGAAAUCAGGGAAGGAGCUUUCAGAGAUCCAGUGCUCAGCUCUGGUCUACAUGCUGCAGAUGUUAGAGGUGCUGGAUGAGUUAGACCUGGAGAAGUGCAACACAUCAGGUGGUGGACGACAUAGACUGGUUCCAGCUGUGAGGAACUGCAGAAAGGCUCGGUGA
Cyprinodon variegatus (sheepshead minnow) is the source of this 1091-nucleotide messenger RNA. Its product is annotated as protein NLRC3-like. The record is from RefSeq and is a predicted model, not a curated record. The transcript is spliced from 3 exons. The coding region runs from base 171 to 1091 and encodes 306 amino acids. Lineage: Eukaryota; Metazoa; Chordata; Actinopteri; Cyprinodontiformes; Cyprinodontidae.